This is a messenger RNA of Saxophila tyrrhenica, 1626 nucleotides long. RefSeq lists its product as uncharacterized. The transcript has 7 exons. Gene Ontology annotation, biological process: transmembrane transport; carbohydrate transport. NCBI's taxonomy places the organism in Eukaryota, Fungi, Ascomycota, Dothideomycetes, Mycosphaerellales, Extremaceae. Gene Ontology annotation, cellular component: membrane. The record is from RefSeq and is a predicted model, not a curated record. The coding region runs from base 1 to 1626 and encodes 541 amino acids. Gene Ontology annotation, molecular function: carbohydrate:proton symporter activity.
AUGGCAGAGCUCAUCAAGGGCGUGGACUUCUCAGUCGUCGACCCAUCCCAGAAAUGGAAGAUCUUGAGGUCGCAGUCCCGUUUCGCACUAUGGGCCCUCUGGCUCUCCAGCGGUGUCAUCAUGCAAGGCUUCGACAUCACCGUCGGCGGCCAGCUCGCCGCGCUCCCAGCGUUCCGCGAAAAGUUCGGUCGUCCGCAGCCCGACGGCAGCUUCCUCCUCCCGGCCUACUACCUGUCCGCCUGGAACUCGAUCGCGCCCGCCUGCGAGGUGGUGGCCACCUUCAUCUUCGCCCCGCUGCUGGAGAAGUACGGCAGGAAGUGGGGUAUACUCGCUGCCUCCAUGAUCUCCGUCGCGGGGAUCCUGCUGCAGCAGCUCGCGCAGGACUGGACGGUGCAUCUGGCGGGUCGUGGCGUGAAUGGCGUCGCGAUUGGGAUGAUGUUCACUAUUACGCCGCUCUGGAUUGGAGAGUGCUGUAGGCCAGAGCUGCGGGGUUUCUUCCUCUGCUUCUUCAACACGGCGAUUGUGUUUGGCCAGUUUGCCAUCGUUGUCGUAUCAAGGGGCAGCAAUGAGAUUGAUGGGAAGUGGCAGUGGUGGACGCCUGUGGUGGCCAUGUACAUCUUUCCACUCAUCCUCACCUCCCUUUGGCCCUGGUUUCCCGAAUCAACCUACUGGCUCGUCCGACAGGGCCGCCCAGAAGCCGCCAAAGCCUCGCUACGCCGCAUCCAUGGCUUCACCGAGGAGGCUUUCUACGACAUCGAGCUGCACCGACUAGAAGAGGAGGUUCGCGUGGCCAACGAGAUCCAGGGCAGCAUUGACGGCGUUCACACUCGAAAGUUCUUAGGCGUGGACAUCGACGCUGAAGCCGAAUGCUUCCGUGCCUCGAAUCGCAAGAGGACAUUUACAGCGAUCUUCUGUGCCUCUGGUCAGCAAAUGAUCGGUGCCACCUUCGUGAUCGGAUAUUCUACCUACUUCUUCGAGCUCAUUGGGAUCCAGGACUACUUCAACGCCUCGGUGGCACUGUAUGUGGUCAUGCUGUUGGCCAGCACAGCUGCCUUUCCCCUCACCGAAAUCUACGGACGGCGCUUCCUGAUCGUGGGACCGCAGUUCGCCUUGUGCUUCAUGCUGUUGAUGGUCGGCAUCCUGGGCUGCAUUCCGAACCACCCGGUCGCCACCGGCAAGGCAAUUGUGGCCUUCAUCUACGUCUGGGCUCUCAUCUAUCAGCUCUCCAUUGGAGCCACAGGUUUCGUUCUGGCAUCUGAGAUUGCGACGAUGCGUCUUAGAGGUGCUACUCAGGGUUUGAUCACAAUUACCAACGCGUGCUGGGGCUUGAUCAUGCAAUUUACUGUCCCCUAUAUGAUCAACAGAGACGCGGGUAACCUCGGCGGCAAAGUCGGCUUCAUCUUCCUCGGCACAGGUCUCAUUGCAGCAGUGGGAGGCUGGUUCCUGUACCCAGAGACCAAGGGCAUUCCAUUCGAGAAAAUGGACGAGCUGUAUGCGGCCAAGGUACCGCCGCGCCGCUUUGGCAAGGUGGUUGCGCGCGAGCGGGAGGAGGGAGGGUCGUUCUCGGCGGAGAAGAUUGAGCAGCAGGCGAAGGAAGGUGUACAUGUAGAGAAGCGCGAGGUGUGA